AUGUCGAAAGAUUUACCCAUUGACGUGCCACCUGAAGCCCCUAAAGAAGACGGCAGGCCGAAGUGGGACAACAAGUUCCAGUACAUUUUGAGCUGCAUCGGGUUUGCUGUUGGCUUGGGGAACGUGUGGCGGUUUCCAUACUUGUGUCAGAUACAUGGAGGCGGGGCAUUCCUGAUCCCAUACUUCAUCGCGCUUAUCUUUGAAGGAAUCCCACUGCUGCAUCUCGAACUCGCCCUAGGACAGUGCCUGAGGAAAGGCAGCAUCAGUGCCUGGAGUGCCAUCUCACCUUAUCUUGGAGGAGUUGGGGUUGGUUCAUGGAUGGUUUCGGUUCUGGUGAGCUUGUACUACAACACCGUUUUAACCUGGGUGAUGUGGUAUUUCAUAAACUCCUUCCAGGACCCCCUGUCUUGGAGUGUCUGUCCUCUAAAUGAAAACAGAACAGGGCUCAAUGAAGAAUGUUACGAAAGUACCGCAGUCAAUUAUUUUUGGUACAGGAAAACUCUGAACAUAACACCCGACAUCGCUGAGAGCGGCACGUUACAGUGGUGGCUUGUUUUGUGCUUAGCAGCUUGCUGGGCAAUUGUGUACCUCUGCACCAUCCGAGGAAUUGAAACCACAGGAAAGGCUAUUUAUGUAACAGCAAUAUUUCCUUACCUUGUCCUAACUAUAUUCCUUAUUCAUGGACUCACUCUACCAGGAGCCACUGAAGGGCUAGCUUACCUCUUCACCCCUGAUCUGAAUGUUCUAAAAAAUCCCCGUGUAUGGCUUGAUGCAGCCACCCAGAUCUUCUUCUCUCUCUCUUUGGCUUUUGGAGGGCUUAUUGCGUUCUCAAGCUACAAUCCGCCAAAAAAUGACUGUGAAAAGGAUGCUGUAACAGUAGCAAUUGUGAACAGCUUGACAUCCCUCUAUGCUUCCAUCCCAGUCUUUUCUGUUUUGGGGUUUAAAGCAACCACGGGCUAUUGGGACUGCUUGGACAGGAAUAUUAUCAGUAUCAUCAAUGAAUUUGAUCUUCCAGAACAAAGCAUCAUGCGACAGAACUAUACAGACUGGAUUACUUUCCUGAAUUCAUCAUAUCCAGAAAAAAUUGCUGGACUCAAACUGAAAAGCUGUGACCUUCAAGAAUUUCUGGAUCAGAGUGUAUCAGGAUCUGGCCUGGCUUUCAUUGUGUUCACUCAAGCCAUCAUCCUAAUGCCAGGCUCACAGGCCUGGGCCAUCCUGUUUUUCAUAAUGUUGUUCAGCUUGGGCCUUUCUUCCAUGUUUGGAAACAUCGAGGGAGUCUUCACACCUCUUCUAGAGCUUCAGAUUAUAUCUAAAUCAAUACCUAAAGAGCUUUUAUCUGGUAUAAUAUGCCUAGUUUCCUUCCUUAUUGCUCUCUGUUUUACGCUGAGUUCAGGGAGUUACUGGAUCGACAUUUUUGACCGCUAUGCAGGCUCACUACCUCUUCUAGUCAUCGCUUUCUUUGAAGUGAUUGGGGUUGUGUAUGUCUAUAAAAUUAAAAGGUUCAGUGAAGAUGUGAAAUGGAUGACUGGACGAAAACUAAACCUCUACUGGCAGAUCACAUGGAGGUUUAUUAGCCCUCUGCUCCUGGUAAUUGUCUUUGUGGCCUUUGUUACUCUCCAAAUACAGAAGCCACCAACCUACACAGCUUGAAACCCUAAACAUGAAGAUUUCCCUGUGAAGGAGGAGAAAGCCUAUCCACCUUGGGUACAGGCCAUCUGUGUGCUGUUAGCUGUCCUUCCUUGCAUAUUCGUACCUCUGGUAGCACUCUUCCAGCUGGUCAAACAAAUGUGGAGAAGCAAGGACCCAAGCUUUCUACCACCAGAAGUGUUUUCAUGUCAGGAGGUUAACAGAAACUUUUCUCAUCAAAAAAAUAAAAAAAACAUUGCACCUGUCUGUAAGUAA
Molecule: messenger RNA, 1902 nt
Organism: Cygnus olor (mute swan)
Lineage: Eukaryota; Metazoa; Chordata; Aves; Anseriformes; Anatidae
Product: sodium-dependent neutral amino acid transporter B(0)AT3-like
Exons: 12
Biological process (GO): sodium ion transmembrane transport
Cellular component (GO): plasma membrane
Source: RefSeq, a predicted model, not a curated record